UACAUGUCGAAGAGUGAGAAAAAUCUUGAAGGGGUGAUGUCUAUAUAAAGCUCAUCUUCAAAUCUGGCUUUCGCGCACACCUUGGCUGCUACUUUGGCUGUCUGUCUCUCUUUUGGCUUUCUUUUUCUGCUUGGACUCCCAGGUUGUGUACUAGAGAGGGAGAGAGAGAUGGCAAUUGGGCAGUUGAAAGAUGUUGAAACAGGUGAAAUUAAUGGCCUUGAAGAUUUAGAGAAACCAUUGAUUGUUGAAGAGCAAACGGUUGUCGGUAGUGAUGAAAGUGGAUCCAUUUGGAUGGUUUUGAUCUGCACAUUUGUUGCUGUCUGUGGUUCUUUUGAAUUCGGAUCUUGUGAGCCAAAACUAGAAAAUGAACAAAAAACCAACCAAAAAAACAAAAGGUUUGUUCAGCUUAAGCUAAUUCUUUUGGCAGGUGGGCUAUUCAGCACCCACUCAAUCUGCUAUCAGGGAAGAUCUUAAUCUGUCUCUAGCUGAGUUCUCAAUGUUUGGCUCUAUCUUAACAAUUGGUGCAAUGCUUGGUGCUGUCACUAGUGGUCGGAUUGCAGACCUCAUUGGUCGAAAAGGGGCAAUGAGACUGUCAGCUGCUUUCUGCAGUACUGGAUGGCUUGCUGUAUAUUUCUCUAAGGGGGCUCUGUCACUGGAUAUUGGAAGGUUUUCCACUGGAUAUGGCAUUGGAGUUUUCUCCUAUGUGGUUCCAAUCUUCAUAGCCGAGAUAGCACCAAAGAAUCUCCGAGGAGGACUCGCAACAUUGAAUCAGCUCAUGAUUGUUACUGGUUCAUCAGUUGCAUUUUUAAUAGGAACAAUCAUACCAUGGAGGGCACUGGCUCUGACUGGACUUGUGCCAUGCAUUUUCCUGCUUGUUGGUCUCUGUUUCAUUCCUGAAUCUCCUAGAUGGCUGGCAAAGGUUGGCCACAGCAAAGAAUUUCAGGUUGCUUUACGAAAACUUCGUGGCAAAGAUGCUGAUAUCACUCAGGAAGCUGCAGAAAUUCAAGUAUACAUUGAAACUCUUCAAAGCCUUCCCAAAACUAGAAUAUCGGACUUGUUUCAACCAAAAUACUUUGGUUCAGUGAUUAUUGGAGUUGCAUUAAUGGUAUUCCAACAGUUUGGAGGAAUCAAUGGAAUAACCUUCUAUGCAAGUGAAACCUUUGCAUCAGCUGGCCUUUCUUCAGAAAAAACUGGAACCAUAGCUUAUGCUUGUGUUCAGGUCCCUAUAACUAUUGCUGGAGCAAUGUUAAUGGACAGGUCAGGAAGGAGACCACUCAUAAUGGUGUCUGCCACUGGCACAUUUCUUGGCUGCUUUCUUGCUGGCACUUCUUUCUAUCUCAAGGACCACAGUCUUUUGCCUGAAUGGGUGCCAAUAUUAGCUGUUGGUGGAGUAUUGAUUUAUAUAGCAUCUUUCUCAAUUGGAAUGGGAGCAGUUCCUUGGGUAAUUAUGUCUGAGAUUUUCCCCAUAAAUGUCAAGGGAGUUGCUGGCAGCUUGGUAGUCCUGGUGAACUGGCUAGGUGCUUGGGCAGUCUCCUACACAUUCAACUUUCUCAUGAGCUGGAGUCCCUCAGGCACCUUUUUUGUCUACUCCGGAUUCUCUGUGAUGACUGUCCUAUUCGUGGCAAAGUUUGUCCCAGAAACCAAAGGGAAAACACUGGAGGAAAUCCAGGCAUCCAUCAAUUCAUAAAGGGGCAAAAGCAAUCUACUGGUUCAAAGCUUAUAACACAUAAAUAUCUGCAGAAGAUGCCGAAAUUUCCAAGUCAUGACACCGCAUGAAUUGAUGGCUUCGACCCCGUACUCAACUCUUGUGGACUACCAAUGGAUCUGAUGGAAAGUUAUUACUGGAUAAAGGAUCAUGCAGCUCUAGGCAGUGUCCCCCAGCUCAUUUUGCCUUUGUUUAUUCAAUUUUAGGAUAGGAUAGAUAUAGAAUAGAUUCUCUCAUGUUAACGUAAUAAGCUCCAAGCAUGGCAAGCUUAUAUGAAUGAAGUCUUGCUUUGUUAGAA
Theobroma cacao (cacao) is the source of this 2003-nucleotide messenger RNA. Lineage: Eukaryota; Viridiplantae; Streptophyta; Magnoliopsida; Malvales; Malvaceae. The record is from RefSeq and is a predicted model, not a curated record.